AUGUUGAAACGCGCUGUGGCCAAGGUCACAGGAGACUCGAAUGGCGAAGAUGGACACUCCAAGAGCUCCAGCAACCCCGCAAGUGGUCAGACCACUCCCGUUCAGCCACCCUCGGCUCAGUCCACCGUAAACUCGACUCAAAGCGAAAACACGGAUAAGAAAUUUCGUCUCUCGCACAUCUUCUCCGGUCAUACUCUUCCCGGAACUCGUAGAUCCACCUCGCGAGGUGUCAGUCUCGAUGAACCACGUCCAAGUGCCAUCAAGAGGGCUCAAAAGGUCGAGGAAAAGGAGCGAAAGGCCAUUCAGCAAGAAAAGGUCAAGGAGAAGAUCGCCAUGCUCCGUCGUCAGUCCGAUCUUCGUGCUGCUGCCAUCGAAACUCCCGAGCAGCGUGCUCGCUACGGUGAACAGUACCCCGAAGAAUGGAACAAGGAACACGACAAGUGGGCCCAUAUCUUUACCAUCUGCGACGACAACAAGAUUGGCGAUACAGUCACCCUCCGUGCUCGUAUUCACACUAUCCGCGAUGUCAGCUCACACCUCGUCUUCAUCGUGCUGCGACAGCAGAUCUCGACCAUUCAAGCUGUUCUGGCUGAAGAAACCGACGUAAUUACCGGUCACAUGGUCCGAUGGGCUAAGCGAUUACCCCUCGAGUCCAUCGUGCUGGUACGCGGUGAGCUGCAAAAGCCUCGUGAGCCCAUCACUGGUGCUACCACCGAGCAGGCCGAGAUCAAGGUCCAGGAGCUCUACCUCGUGGCUCCUCCCAAAGAGACGCUCCCCUUCAACGUCUACGACGCCGAUCUCGUCCUCAAAAAGAGCGACGGCCACGAAGGCGAAGAUAGCGGCAGUCACGGCGCCGACUCGGACGGCGAGGGCGCACCCCGUGACGAGAAUCACUCGAUCGAACGUCACGAGGGCCCCGUCAUCACUCAGCGUGUCCGUCUGACCAACCGCAUAAUCGACUUGCGAACACCUACAUCUCAAGCCAUCUUCCGCAUCAACGCUGCCAUCUGCAAUAACUUUCGCGCUCAUCUCGACAAGAAUGGCUUCAUCGAGAUCCAUACCCCCAAGUUGCAGGGUGGUGCUUCCGAGUCCGGCUCGAGCGUCUUCAUGCUUGACUACUUCGGUCGACCUGCCUUCUUGGCACAGAGUCCGCAGCUGUACAAGCAGAUGUGUAUUGCUGCUGACUUCAAGAAGGUCUACGAGAUCGGUCCCGUCUUCCGUGCCGAGAACUCUAACACGGCUCGUCAUCUUACCGAAUAUACGGGUCUCGAUAUCGAGAUGGAGAUUGUCGACUACUACGAUGCCAUUCGGGUCAUUGACGGUAUGCUCAAGAGCAUCUUUGCUGCUCUCAGGGACAACUUCAAGCCCGAACGCGAGCUUAUCAAGCGCCACUUCCCGCACGAAGACCUUGUCUACCCGGAAGACACGCUCAUUCUCCCCUUCGCUCAGGGUGUUCGCAUCUUGCGCGAGUCAGGCUACGUCGAUGAGGAUGGCAGCAUGCCCAAGGAGGACGAGGACUUGGCCACUCGUGCCGAGAUUCGCCUUGGUGAGCUGAUCAAGGAGAAGUACAAUACCGACUAUUACAUCCUCGACAAGUUCCCCACUUCGGUUCGACCGUUCUAUGCCAUGGAGGACAAGGAAAACCCUAAGGUGACCAACUCGUUCGACAUCUUCAUCCGAGGUCAGGAGAUCUGCACCGGUGGCCAGCGUAUCCAUGAUAUCGAAGAGCUCGAGAAGAAGAUGCAGCGUCUUUCCAUCUCUUCGAAGGGCAUGCAGGAUUACCUUGAGGGUUUCGGACUCGGUGCACCUCCUCACGCUGGAUGCGGUAUCGGUCUUGAACGUUUAGUCUUCCUCUACCUCAACUUGGGCGAUGUUCGUCUCGGCACUCUAUUCCACCGUGAUCCACGCAGUUUGCCGCUUCAGAAGAACGUCGAAGGCGAGCUGCGUCAUCCUGAGGCCAGCACCAACCCUCCACCCUGGAAGCACCCUCGUCUGACACUCAAGGCCGAUGGCGAGAGCGAUCUGCGCGAUAUGCAGGCUCUUGAGAAGCUCAUCGCCAACUACGGUGAUGCUUCCAACACCGCCUGGCUCGAUGAUCGAUACAAGGUGUGGCGACACCCUGAGACGGGUGCUGCUGUCGGCUACUCUCCCUUCAAGGGCUACGCCAUGAUCGUCGGUGAUCCUCUGUGUGACAAGACUCAGAUGACCCAGGUAGUCUCGGCCUUCCUCCAGUACAUCAAGAAAGAGGCCAAGCUGAAGCCCAUCUGGAUGAUGGUGUGCGAAGAGGUCGAAGAGAUCUUAGGAGGCAGGCUCAACUGGUGCACGCUCUCGGUUUUGGCGGAAGAACGUGUUGACGACCUGGCCAAGAACCCUGCGCGUCGCGAUCCCGACAUCCAGAAGAAGGUGCGACACGCACGCAAGGAGGGUGUCAAGAUUGAGGACUAUUCACUCAACGAGAAUGUGCCUGACGAGGUGGUGCACGAGACCGACGAGCGCAUCGAGGACUGGCGCAAGAACCGCAAGGGUGAACAGGUGCACAUGACCGAUGUCCACCCUUGGAGAGACAUGUCGCACCGAGUUUACUACAUCGCCCGCGAUGCGUCCGGAAAAGUAUGCGCAAUGGUGGUGCUUCACCAGCUCUCGCCUCAGCACGGAUGGCACAUCAAGUGGGCGCUCGACUUCCCUGGUGCUCCCAACGGUACCAUCGAGCAUGUUAUCCUGCAUGCACUUGAGAACAAUGCAGGCAGCAAAAUGACUUUCGGUGUCUCGGCUACUUCGACUUUCGUCGCCAAGCACGGCUUGAGCAAGAUGACUACCAAGUGGCUCACCAAGGCUUAUGCAUCGAUUGCGGAACACAACCGAUUGACCAACAAGGGCGAGUUCAGGCAGAAGUUGGGUGCGGUCGAAGACAGGGUAUACAUCUGCUACCCACGACACGGUCUUUCACCAGCAGGUAUUCAGGCUAUUGUUGGGUUCUUCAAGCAGUAA
This is a messenger RNA of Ustilago hordei, 2988 nucleotides long. RefSeq lists its product as uncharacterized. Bases 1 to 2988 code for a protein of 995 amino acids. Gene Ontology annotation, biological process: aspartyl-tRNA aminoacylation. Gene Ontology annotation, cellular component: cytosol; aminoacyl-tRNA synthetase multienzyme complex; cytoplasm. The transcript has a single exon. Gene Ontology annotation, molecular function: RNA binding; ATP binding; aspartate-tRNA ligase activity. NCBI's taxonomy places the organism in Eukaryota, Fungi, Basidiomycota, Ustilaginomycetes, Ustilaginales, Ustilaginaceae. The record is from RefSeq and is a predicted model, not a curated record.